CGACCUGAAAACGAAACAGCAAAUUUAAAGGCCAUUUUCACCCCCGGGAAAAAGAUCGGAACCGAAGGCUUGUCAAACUAAAAAAACACCAUGUCCAAGCCCUUACCAUUACCGAGCAUUCAUGCUACGAUAAGAACCAAAGCUUUGGUUGUGUCAUUUUCACGACAUCGAGCCAUGAGGAACCGACGAGGAAAACCGAGAUUAGUGAAAGAGCAAUCCGUGGCCAGAGAAUUUGACGAUAUUUCAGAUGAGGACGAAAUCUCUAGAUUGAAAGGCAAUGUCGCUUGUCCCGGACAUUUCCUCAAAUGUCUCCUCAAGCAGACUAAUUUGGACGAGAGCACGUUGCAUCUCCGGUAUUUGAAAUUCCGAAAGGUUAACCCAUCGGGCUUUAUGAGUCUACCGACUUUGAAAUCUCAAUGCAUAGACGUCAUGGAUGAUGCCAAGAAAGUUCCCUGGGUCAAUUUGGCAUUCGAGAUCCUGGCGCGGGACAAGCAAGGAUGGGGCACAAAGAUGAUUGGCUUCCGGGAAGUUCUCCUCAUGAGCGAAUCCUUGCAUCACCUUCAUCAAGCUCAACACUUCUUUCACUGGGUGUUUAGAAUGCAUGACACCAAUGCGGCAGGAGAAAUCCCCAUCUCGAUGUUCGGCCCAAUCUUGGAACAGCUGAUCGAUUUGAUGUCCAAUGAGCCGAUCUCAAAGUCUAGCUUGACCGAAAGCGCGACUAAUGUGCUCUCCACCAUGGUGGAGUUUCCUUAUCGGACGAAUUUGAUCACGGAAGACGAGUUUGUCUAUGACAUGCUUCACAAUCGGAGAGUGGGCACGCUCUUGCGCCAUUUUGUCAAAGCUAGAGUCAAAUAGUGAUUAACGGCUCGAAAACUUACCG
Messenger RNA from Tigriopus californicus, 880 nucleotides. RefSeq lists its product as uncharacterized. Bases 91 to 855 code for a protein of 254 amino acids. The transcript is spliced from 2 exons. The record is from RefSeq and is a predicted model, not a curated record. NCBI's taxonomy places the organism in Eukaryota, Metazoa, Arthropoda, Copepoda, Harpacticoida, Harpacticidae.